ACCUAAAGCCGCUGAACCUUUGGAGUUUGAUAUGAUGAUUAGAGCAUAACCAGAGUGACACGUUGAAUUCGCCAUAAUCAAGGAAACCUUUUCCGGGUGGGGAUCCCUGAAAUCACUCAGGUGACUUAAUACCAUGUUGAGCUGUGGUACAGAUUUUCUCAAUAAUGUCAAAGUGAACCUAUAUGUGAUCAAAAGUCCUUUCUGAUGUCAAAAUAUCUUUAAUCAUCUUUACUAAUAAUUAACCCAAACUAAAGUGAGCAACCCUAAUUAACCUGAUUUUUUGCUGAUAAUCACUCUCAAUGGAAUCAAAUCACAAAUCCGGGGAUGGAUUGAGCGGCACCCAGAAGGAAGCAGCCCUCCGCGCACUGGUCCAGCGCACAGGAUAUAGCUUGGUCCAGGAAAACGGACAAAGAAAAUAUGGUGGUCCCCCACCUGGCUGGGAUGCUGCACCCCCAGAAAGGGGCUGUGAGAUUUUUAUUGGAAAACUUCCCCGAGACCUUUUCGAAGAUGAACUUAUACCAUUAUGUGAAAAAAUUGGUAAAAUUUAUGAAAUGAGAAUGAUGAUGGAUUUUAAUGGCAACAAUAGAGGAUAUGCGUUUGUAACUUUCUCAAAUAAACAGGAAGCCAAGAAUGCAAUCAAGCAACUUAAUAAUUAUGAAAUUAGAAAUGGGCGUCUCUUAGGGGUUUGUGCCAGCGUGGACAACUGCCGAUUGUUUGUUGGAGGGAUCCCGAAAACCAAAAAGAGAGAAGAAAUCUUAUCAGAAAUGAAAAAGGUCACGGAAGGAGUUGUGGAUGUCAUCGUCUACCCCAGUGCGGCAGAUAAAACCAAAAACCGGGGUUUUGCCUUUGUGGAGUACGAGAGUCAUCGGGCAGCUGCCAUGGCCCGGAGGAAGCUUCUACCAGGAAGAAUUCAGUUAUGGGGACAUCCUAUUGCAGUAGACUGGGCAGAACCAGAAGUGGAAGUUGAUGAAGAUACAAUGUCUUCAGUGAAAAUACUGUAUGUAAGAAACCUCAUGCUGUCUACCUCUGAAGAGAUGAUUGAGAAGGAAUUCAACAAUAUUAAACCAGGUGCUGUGGAGAGGGUGAAGAAAAUCCGAGACUAUGCUUUCGUGCACUUCACUAACCGAGAAGAUGCAGUGGAGGCGAUGAAAGCUUUAAAUGGGAAGGUGCUGGAUGGUUCCCCCAUCGAGGUGACCUUAGCCAAACCAGUGGACAAGGACAGUUAUGUUAGGUACACCCGAGGGACAGGUGGAAGAGGCACCAUGUUGCAAGGAGAGUACACCUACUCUUUGGGCCAUGUUUAUGAUCCCACCACAGCCUACCUUGGAGCUCCUGUCUUCUAUGCCCCCCAAGCCUACACAGCAAUCCCCAGCCUUCAUUUCCCAACCACCAAAGGACAUCUUGGCAACAGGGCCAUCAUCCGAGCCCCUUCUGUUAGAGAAAUUUACAUGAAUGUACCUGUAGGGGCUGCGGGAGUGAGAGGACUGGGCGGCCGCGGCUACUUGGCUUACACAGGCCUGGGCCGUGGAUACCAGGUCAAAGGAGACAAGAGAGAAGACAAACUCUAUGAUCUUUUACCUGGGAUGGAGCUCACCCCAAUGAAUCCCGUCACUUUAAAACCCCAAGGAAUUAAACUUGCCCCCCAGAUAUUAGAAGAAAUUUGUCAGAAAAAUAACUGGGGACAACCUGUAUAUCAGCUGCACUCUGCCAUUGGCCAAGAUCAAAGACAACUCUUCUUAUACAAAAUAACUAUUCCUGCUCUGGCCAGCCAGAAUCCUACCAUCCACCCUUUCACACCCCCGAAGCUAAGUGCCUACGUGGAUGAAGCAAAGACCUAUGCAGCGGAGUACACCCUUCAGACCCUGGGCGUCCCCACAGAUGGGGCGGACUCCUCAACCGCAGCCGCGGCUGCAGCUUCUGCUGCCGCGUUUCCAGGUUACGCUGUCCCUAAUCCAACUGCAUCUGUGUCCGCAGCCCAGCUGAAGCAAGCAGUGACCCUGGGACAAGACUUAGCAGCAUAUACAACGUAUGAGGUCUACCCCACUUUUGCAGUGACCACCCGAGGGGAUGGAUAUGGAACCUUCUGAAGAAAUCUUCCUUGUAAUUUAAGAAUAAAACACACAAAACUAAAUCGAGAAGAAAUUAACCUCCAACUCAGUCCCCUACUGAUCACAAGUAAUGCUCUUCCCAAAGUGAUGCUUUGCCUGAGACUGUGCAGCAUAUACUAAUUGUAGAAUCAUGACAUGAGAAUCUUAUUCCUAAUGAAAUCAAAUGGUAAGCCAUUUGUCUAACAGAAAGCUAAAGAGCAAUUGCCCCCAAACGCUGUUCUUCCAAGGUUCCUGAGUGUCUUGGGAGUAUGUUUACAAACCCUGACAGAGGGGAGAAGGAUCUUUUAGCCAGCAAGCAUUCAGGAGCUCAGCAGACCUGGGCAGCCAGUAGCAAUCAAGGAAGCCAAGUAAUUCCAGAAACUUAACCCCUGACUCACAGCUGGCUUUUGUAAUACUCAAAAAUUACAAAAGGCAGAGGGAUGGUAGAAGAUGCUUCUCCAAACACAUUUCCCUUUGCCCACUGCAUGGGGCAUGUUCACAGGCUGGAGCUCGUGAGGGACCGUCCAGGUUACAAUGGAGUCAGCAUCAUUUCGGUCUGAGAUUCUGACCAGUCAGUUUGUCAUAGGUCAGCAUCUUCUCAUUCCCUACAGCCCCCCCCUCCCCGCGCCGAGGAACUGGAAAUUGAUGUGACAUGUUACACCUAUAGUUAUAAGAAACCCAAGCCUCUUGUUUAUUAAACUCAUUAGCCCACACCUCUUUUCCCCUAGAACUCCUACCCUCCCCAAGUAUCCCCGCAACAUAAUAAUCAUGCCAAUUUGAAAUGACUUUUUCUUAUUUUAAACAUUUUUCUUGUCCUUACUGAUUUAUUUUCACCUCAAUCUCAUUUUACUCAUCUCUAAGAUGGUAAGAAAUUAAAUCUACAGAACAUGAUUUAUGAUACUUUCUCCUAUUCAGCAAACUGGCUGAAAAGUCAUUUCAAACAAAGGAAGAAGUGAAGAUUUAUUCUCACUUAGUUGCUGUUUUUGCAGCACCCAGACCACCGUCCAGCAUUCAGAGACAAUUAUAUUAACUUGGGUUCAGCCUGGGACUGUCUAACCCACUUAUACUAAAUCUGCCAGGAAAUCCACUGCCUUCUCUUCCUUUUACUUUCAAUAAGUAUAAGAUAGUUUUACCAUAUCAGAGUCCUUUGGUCGUGAAGUUAUCACAGGAGAAUCUCAUGUCCACACUGAUUAUUUGAGGCAAUUCUUCAGACACUCAGCAAGAGUGUCACUUGUCAAAAUCCCCUAGAGCUUUGGGUCUCUUCUCUAGAGGAUCUGAGGUGAGGUUGCUGCAAAAACUGAGAUGGGGAGGGGUGAAAGGCACCACUUUCUUUUCAUACUUAUAAAUGAUGGCUUUUUGUUCAAAACAGAAAUAAUCAGUUUAAAUCCCAAAUAUCUUUUACCACUCCAGUCUCAUUAGUAGCUUAAGAAAUAUAGUACCAGAUUUCCUUUUUUAAAAACCCCUUGGCUUUUGUAAAAUUCUGCAUACGGAAGGGAAAUCAUAAAUACCAAAGCAGAAAAAAAAAUUAGCUAACUCUUGAAUGGAAUUUUGAUCUAAAAACAGGCCAAAUUCCAAUCAAAAUCAGGCAAAUUCCAACAACAAUUAAAGAGUCCUUGUAACCUUUCAGUUCUGUAACUCCAGUCAGGAUAUCAAAGCCUCAAGGCUACGACUGAAACUCUGAAAGGCCUUGUGCUUUCUGUUUUGCUUUUCAUAUUUCCUAGGACAGUGUUUCUCAGACUUGAUUGCACAUUAGAAACACCCGGAGAGCUUUUCAAACCACCAAUGCCAAGAUGACACUUCGUGACAAUUACAUCAGGAUGUCUUGGGAUCAGAACCUGACAUCAAUUUUUUUUUUUUUUAAAGAUCCUUAGAUGAUUCAAAUGUGCAACUAAGUUUGGGAACUGCUGUAUUCUUUGUUCUUAUGUCCUACCUUAAUAUUUUUUUAUUUCACUUUCAUUAAAUAGAAAAAUGCAAGAAAAAAUUCUCUGUUAUAACAAAUAGCCAGAUCACAUUUUUACAUACAUUCAUCUCAUGGAAAAUAUGAAUGUGAAUACAAUUCCUAUUAGCUUCAAAUUAAUUCUUGGACCAAACAAAUUCUAAAUGUGAAGUGGUAAAAAAAUUCCUCCUUAAGAAAUUCUUAAGUCCUAAAUUUACACUUCCCCAUAGACCUGCUUUCAUACUCAAGGUGAGUCAGUACAGUAAGGGCAGGCAAAUUUCUACUCUGUCCAAAGAAGCCUUCCAAAUCCCAAGAACAAAAGUUUUAAUGUUCUUUAAAAUCUUUGAAAAUAAACAGAAACAUUCACUCUGCAUAUCUAGUAUAUGCAAAACAGAAGGUAUAAUCCAGGGGAGAUUUUAAUCUAAUCAAAAUGAACAGUUAAUACAGGAAUGUUUUUAUGAGAAAAAAUAUUAUUCCAGAUUAAAUCAUAAUCACUUUUUUAAAAGGUCAAGAGCAAAUACAUAAAUAUGCAAUAAUACCAAAAUAUCAAGAAAAUUACCACUGGAAUAUCAUCAUCUCAUUAUUUGCUUGAGGAAAAACACAACUAUUCAUGGCAUUUACUUCCUAAGGACUAAUUUUAUCCAAGUGAGAAGAUAUAGGUUUAUUUAUAUUUGAACUCUUACUUUAUUCUAAUAAAAUCUAGAGAAUCCCAUUUAGAAUAUAAAUCAUAGAAAGUAUCAAUGUGUUUGCCAUACCAUAUGUCUGCAUUUCCUUUGCCAAAAUUAAGUGAUGUAGAGCAAAUUCUACUAUGAUGGGUUUGAAACUUUAAAAAAUUGGGAUUUUUUUUUAAAGCAAGUGUAGAACCAAAGAUUUUUUUUGCAUGAUGUUUCUAUUUUUCAAGGAGUAUAAAAUUUCUUAUAGAAGACGACUCCAUCGUCUUCAGAAAUUAGCACUUAUUUAAUACUUAUUAUGCCUUGUACAACAAUAUCAAUUUUUCUAUUUCUCACAUUAUUGCUUAAUAGAACAAAAUUAAAAUGAGUCAACCCACCAAGUGAUGCUAACAAAAUACCCAAACCAAUAAUUUAGAAACCUCUAUUAGAUUAGAAUUGGGUUUCUAAAUUUGGGUAAUUAAGAGCUUAGUGAGAAUUAAAAUCAGCUCUAUGUUGCUUAGGAAGAAAUGAAAUAGCAGUGAAAUUAGAUAUCAAUUUUCUUGCCUAUAAAAACGCUGCCUCUCCUUAAAUUGCCGUAUCCCUCUCCCACUUCGUUAACAUAGCUAGAAGACCAUCUUUAACUGCCACAAAAUAUAACUUUCCUUGAUGACCAUCCACACCCAUCUACCCCUGUCCAGACCUGGUAUCAUGCCAAACCACACUGUGUUGGGUGACAGCACCCAAAAUGCUGCUAGAAAGCUACCUCAUGUUAAGAAAACAUUUACUUCAAAAAAAUACCUAACAAAUGAGAACAUAUUUCCAAACCAUGUGUCCUUAAAUUCUUAAUGGUGGAUGGAAAUUAAAUUUUAGCUAUGUAUUGAUCAUAGCUAAGCAGAAAACUACUUCUAGUUUUUCUCAAAAGAUUUUUUUUAAAAACUUCCCACCCCAUAGAUUAGCUUUCCAGAAAUAUUACCUCAACAUAGUUUCUAAUUUAUGCUAAUGUUCACUCUAUUUUUAAAUGACUAUUCUGCAGUUCUUUCUUGGGCAAAUGGGUCACAGUGUGAAUCCAUGGUAAAAGGGAAAGUUUCCUUUGCAGAAUAAGGGUCAAUGAAGAAAAUUAGGAUUUUCCCUAAGCUAUCUUUGUAUUCAAAGCUACAAAGUUUGAUAAAAUUAGUUAUUGUGCAACACCAGCACAAUCCUAGAUUUCCCAAAAGUAACUUACAGGUAAAACUGAGCAAGGGGCCCCAAUGUUCACACGAAGCCACAAUCGUGUAUCUCCUAUUUGCAGUCUUAUAGACUUUUCCAGGGAGUAAAAACAUAGCUACAACUAAACCUAGAAACUUGGUAUUUUUUAUAUUUUGUAGAUACACUUUUUACAUAUAGUAGAGACAUCAGUUAAAGACAAAAUUCAGUUUCAAAUAUGACACCACAAGUGAAUGUUGCUCCAAAUAUUUUUAAGAGAAAAUAUGAGUAGCACAAUUUAGGAAUUUUAAUAUACUUAUGGAAAGAGAAACGAGGUGACAAACAUUCCUACCUGACAUGCAAUAGCCAUCUGCUGGGUUUUGCUAAAUUGAUGGUCAGAGCUGAGGUUGAAAUUUCACUUUAUUACUGACAUCUCUAAAAUGAUCUCAGUUUAAUAAGAAUAUAUUCAUAGAAAGUGUAAGUUAUCCACCAGCCUAUAUAUUUGAAUUCACCAACACUAGAACAAAGCAAAGCAAGUCCUGCUGCAAUUAUUGAAACUAUUAGGAAAAUAAUUUUUUUUCUGACCCUCAUAUCCUUUAUCUUUACUCAAUAAAAAAUAGAUACAAGGGCCGUUCCCAUCGUGGCGCAGUGGUUAACGAAUCCGACUAGGAACCAUGAGGUUGCGGGUUCGAUCCCUGCCCUUGCUCAGUGGGUUAAUGAUCCAGUGUUGCCGCGAGCUGUGGUGUAGGUUGCAGACGCGGCUCGGAUCCCACGUUGCUGUGGCUCUGGCGUAGGCUGGUGGCUGCAGCUCCGAUUAGACCCCUAGCCUGGGAACCUCCAUAUGCCGCGGGAGCGGCCCAAGAAAUAGCAAAAAGACAAAAAAAAAAAAAAAAAAAAAAUACACGGGAGUUCCCAUCAUGGCUCAGCGGUUAACGAAACAGACUAGCAUCCAUGAGGAUGCUGGUUCGAUCCCUAGCCUUGCUCAGUGGGUUAAGGAUUCAUCAUUUCUGUGAGCUGUGGUGUCAGUCGCAGACACUGCUCGGAUCCCACAUCUCUGUGACUGUGGUGUAGGCCGGUGGCUACAGCUCUGAUUGGACCCCUAGCCUGGGAACCUCCAUGUGCCACAGUGCAGCCCUAAGGAGACAAAAAGACCCAAAAAAAAAAAUAGAUAUGAAAUAUUCUAUUGCCCCCCAAAUGUCCAACAUUUUAUAAGCCAGCUUCUUACAAUGUUAAUACAGAAUAUAGGAUGUGCAGGUUUCAGAAGGACAGCAAUGCAAACCUUGAACACAGAGACUUAUUCAUAGGAGACAGCAGACUCUAUGCAUCCCCACCUUGUAUGUUAGUUAAUAGUGAAGAGAAAUUCAUAAAUAAUCUAGAAGUAAAAAGUAAUUAGGAAAACAGAAGACUUCAUUCACUCCAAAGUGCCUGGAAUAUGAUAUAGAACACUUCUUCAUCUACCUCUCCUUUGUGGCCUUUUUUUCCAUUUUGAGGGAGAAAUCAAGAAAAAGAAUAUGCCACAUUCUCUCUUCAUAUACGUUACUUUGUCUAAGGGGAGAGGAAAUACCAAGAAACAGCAAUUAAGAGAAAAAAAUCAGCAGCCAAAAGUUGCUUCUUGGAGACUGGGGAGCCCCACCCUGCUCAUGAUUUAACAUCAUGGCUCUGAGGUGACAAUACAUCCUGGUUUGCAAAGACAGCAACAGCUUACAUCUGUUGUCCCACUGUAAAUAUUAACAAUCAACAAUUAAAAUGAACAGUUGUCCCCCUUACUCUCAAACGUGUCUCAUUUUAGAGAACAGAUUAUGUAUUGGCUUUAUCUUGAUGGCUCUUGUUUUUUUGACAUUGUAGACUUGGCUUUAUUCUCUCUAGCCACUCCUUUCUGACUGAGGUAGACACAUGGUGAACACAGAGGAAUGCAUCUUCUCCUCCAUGAGUUCCCUCCAUCCAUUCCCCCUCUAGCUGUCCAUCUAUAGCCCCUCUCUGGUCCUACAUUUCCUCCCACUGCCCCUGGGCUCUGGGUCCUGAGUUCUGCCUUCAUUUUAACAGAGCUCGUAGCCACUGGGCCAGGUUAUACUGAAGAAAAGAUGAAAAAUAGCUCAUGCGGACAUGUGCUGUCAAGAUUCACACACAGAGCAUUAGUAGGGUCUUAGAGCAUUUGCUGAUUUCUUUCUUCCUUGAACCUUUGAUCUACACUUCAAAUCGGAAAAGACUUCCUACGUAAAUCUUCACAUUAAAAGGCACAUUGUCUUUUCCCUUCCUGUAUUUUACAAAUUUGCUCAAACACCAGUUCCCUUGCAUUUAACCAUUAUGGUUGCUCAACUAUUCUUCACCCCAAAUCCUUAUAAAAUCUCCUAUGAAGGCUUUAUUAUUCUUAAUGGAAAAUAACAUUGACAGAUGGUGUCCUUUUUAAUAGAAAUUCCUUUUUCACUCUUCCUUUAUUCACUUUACCAAUAUUGAAAAUUAAACAAGUUUUACAGUCUCUCUUGCUAUUAACCCAAAAAACUAUUCUUCAAAGAAUGUAUGAUCAGUCUGUGUUUACUCUACACCUUCUCUUAUGCCAGAAGCUGUGAAUACAUUUUUUUAACUUCUUUCCUCAAUGGGGUACACAGUCGAGUGAUCCAUUCUGCAUUUUUAAAAACUGAAUAUAAUUGCACAUAUUUAAGUGCAUCAGCUGGUAGGUUUGUCACUUAGUCAGAAUCCCCAAAAUAAAUCAUCUCUGUUCUAAACUUUGUUUCCACUAUUACUGCCAAACACUAAGUAGUCACAGGAAGCCUUUUUAAAGAUGAAUUUAACUCUUGAUGUAUUAUUAUUGCUACUUAAGUAAAAUGAGUUUUCAAAUAUUUUCCCCAGGAGAAAUAUAACAGAUUAGUCAAAUAUUUAAAAAGAAGAAAAAAAUUUUAGAGACUCAGAGGAGCUCUAGCACAUGGAGCUGACAAAUUCACAUCCUGAUUAAUGAUGUUAAUGAACAGGAACCCAUGCUUUUUGUUUACCUAAAAAUAUUUUGGGGAGUUCCCAUCAUAGCUCAGCAGAAACAAAUCUACCUAGCACCUGUGAGGACUCAGAUUCCAUCCCUGGCCUUUCUCGGUUGUCUAAGCAUCCAGCGUUGCCAUGAACUGUGGUAUAGUCACAGACACAGCUUGGAUCCAGUGUUUCUGUGACUGUGGGGUAGGCCAGCAGCUACAGCUCUGAUUUGACCUCUAGCCUGGGAACCUCCAUAUGCCGUGGGUGCAGCCCUAAAAAGACAAAAAAAACAUAUUUUGGUUAUUAACUAUUUCUAUUUUCUAAGCAUACUUGUGUUUAUAACAUUAAAAGUCUGCUUAACAAGCCUUAUCUAUACCUAUAUUUUUGCAAUAAAUGAUUUACAAAGACAUAUAUAUCCUUUUUCAACAGUAAAUUUUAUUUUUUAUAAUAAUUCAUAAGGUGUUUGGGGGCUCACUGGCUGCUGAUAAGUCUAUUUACAUCAAUGUCAUCAUCACUAGUUUAAAUAUGUAAUGUAAUUAAUGGUAUUUUUAUCCCUAUUUCUUCAUGAGUUCUUUUUUUUUUCCUGCUUUUCUGACUGCAGCAUAGCCAGGUAGUGUUAUCUCUAAAUGAAAAGCAUGCUAUCAGCAAAAUGCAUCUCUAGUUUCUAGGUGUUAAACAAGUUCUUGCUUCUUUUCCUUUUUGUUAUUAUUGACAUUAUUUAUGUGGCAUUAGUUAGCUGAGGUACCAAAAGAAACAAAAACAGUAUUAAAGAGUGUGCAUGAAGCACUUAUUUUUGUACUUUGAGUACGAUGAUGUAUAAAACUCUGAUCUAUUUAAAUAUGCUGAGUAAAAUUACAACACUCAUUCACUGAGAAAAUAAUCAUUGGUUUGGAAGAUAUAAUGGGCACUGUAGAAUCAUAAAUCACAUGCAGUGAGAAAUAAUGCAAUAUUGUGAUGACUAGUGUAAUUCCAGGAUGGGAAAAUGAUUUUAAUUGAACUUUCAAGCACCAUUAUAAAGUUGUAAAAAGUA
Messenger RNA from Sus scrofa (pig), 9843 nucleotides. It is a transcript of the gene A1CF, whose product is annotated as APOBEC1 complementation factor. Gene Ontology annotation, molecular function: RNA binding. NCBI's taxonomy places the organism in Eukaryota, Metazoa, Chordata, Mammalia, Artiodactyla, Suidae. The record is from RefSeq and is a predicted model, not a curated record.